AUGGCGAUGUCGGGAACUCUUUCGACUGCGACUCAUGAACUGGACGAGCUGUGUUACCUCACAGCUCAGUCGAUGACAUCACUGGUGACAUCAGAGCACUUUCGCCUCCUUAAGAUCCUCGGAGAGGGGUCAUAUGGCAAGGUCAUGCUCGCCGUGCACAGGAAGAGAGGCACCCCCAUGGCGCUGAAGUUCUUCCCGCGUCGCUCCACCUCCCUCAUGUCCUUCCUGCGGGAGUACAACCUGUCGCUGUCCUUCUGCACACACCCCUCCCUCACGCGCGCCCUGGGCAUCUUCUUCUCCACACCCACCCACUACAUCUUCGCCCAGCAGGCCGGUCUCCACGGCGACCUCUACGACGUCAUCACCUCGGAGGAUGGAGUGAGUGAGGAGUGCUCCCAGAGGGUGAUGUCCCAGCUGAGCGGUGCAGUCUCUCACCUCCACUCUCUGGGUUUCGUUCACCGCGACAUCAAACCCGAGAACAUCUUCCUGUGCGACGGCUCGUGCCGCUGGGUCAAACUGGGCGACUUUGGGCUCGCCCGCGCGCGCGGCGCCAAGGUCCGGCCCGUCUGGUACAACUCCCCCUUCUGCGUGCCGGAGGUGGAGCACGCCAAGGAGAGGAGGCUGAAGGAGGAAGAGGAGGAGGAGGAGGAGGAAGAGGAGUGGAUGUCAGUGGAGCCCAGUCUGGACACGUGGGCACUGGGAGUGCUGGUGUUUUGUCUCCUGACGCGCUGCUUUCCCUGGGAGGAGAGCACGUCAGACGACCUGGGCUACCGCAGAUACAGAGAGUGGUUCGAACGCGAGACGGAGAGAGAGGAGAGGGAGAGGAAACAGAAGGAGGGAUGGUGGAAUGGAGAGAGCGGGAGCGUAGAGAGAGAGAGCGAGAGGGACGAGGAGGAGACCCAAGCUCCAGCCUUGCCCAGUCAGUUUGACUGCUUCAGCCCGCUGGCCAUGGCCCUCUUCAGGCAGCUGCUCCACCCGCUGCCCGGGCUUCGGGGCGGGCCCGAGGAGGUCCUCAGUUACCUGGGCGGGGCAUGGCUGGUGGAGACAGAGAGAGAGCAGAAACAGAGAGAGCAGGAGGCGAGGGAGGAGGCCAGAAAGAUAGAGGGCAAUGGAGGAAUAGAGGAGGAGAGGGAGAGAGAGGGAAGAGGAGAGAGAUAA
Molecule: messenger RNA, 1158 nt
Organism: Chanos chanos (milkfish)
Lineage: Eukaryota; Metazoa; Chordata; Actinopteri; Gonorynchiformes; Chanidae
Gene: sbk3
Product: SH3 domain binding kinase family, member 3
Exons: 4
Coding region: 1-1158 (385 amino acids)
Biological process (GO): protein phosphorylation
Molecular function (GO): protein serine/threonine kinase activity; ATP binding
Source: RefSeq, a predicted model, not a curated record